GAAGAAAAAACCUUCUACCUGAGAGGGACGCAUACACAGCAGAAGUCUUCUACUGCUACAGUCACUUCCAUCAGCGAAAGGAUGGCGUACAGAGGCAGUGUGAAACCCUUCGCCAACUUCAACGACAAACAAGACGCCGAGAUCCUCCAUCGAGCCAUGAAAGGAAUAGGUACGGAUGAAGACGCCAUCCUCAUGGUCCUGGCAGCGCGCAGCAACGAUCAACGCCAGAAAAUUAAAGCGGCGUACAAAAAGACCCACGGGAAGGACUUGGUCAGUGCACUGAAGUCAGAGCUCAGUGGUCUGCUGGAAAAACUCAUCGUGGCACUGAUGACCCCAGGCAUCCUCUAUGAUGCCACUCAGCUGCACAAGGCAAUUAAGGGCGCUGGAACUAAUGACGAAGUGCUGAUUGAGAUCCUGGCCUCCAGGACUGGAGAGGAGAUUAAAGAAAUCACCAAAGCUUACAAGAAAGAGUUUGGCAACAAACUGGAGAAAGAUAUCUGCGGAGACACCUCCGGUCACUAUCAGAGGCUCCUGGUGAUCCUGCUGCAGGGAUCCAGGGAGGAGGAAAUAGAUGAGAGCAAGAUCGAGAAGGACGCUAAGGACCUGUACGCUGCUGGGGAGGGAAAGUUUGGCACGGACGAGGAAAAAUUCAUCACCAUUCUUGGCAACAGGAGCGUAGAACAUCUGCGGAGAGUUUUCGAUGCCUACAGGAAGCUGUGUGGCUCUGACAUCGAAGAGAGCGUCAAAGGAGAGACCACUGGGAAUCUAGAAAAUCUGCUGCUCGCCGUAGUCAAAUGUGUCAAGAGUGUCCCAGGAUAUUUCGCUGAAGGCCUGUAUAAGUCUAUGAGGCGAGCUGGGACUGACGACGACGCUCGGAUCGAUCAUGUCAGGAUCAUGGUGUCCAGGAGUGAGGUGGACAUGCUGGACAUCAAAGAGUGUUUCAAGAAGAUGUACGGACAGUCUCUGUACACCACCAUACAGGAGGACACCGAGGGAGACUACCAGAAGGCUUUGCUCUACCUCUGUGGAGGGAAUGAUUAAUGUGGUGUGAUGGUGUUGCUGAGCAGCAGUGAAUGAUGAGGCGCUGCCAGACACAGCUACGUGUGAGAUGAGUUUAUAUUCCUCUUAUUUCUGAGUAGAAAUUGAAUUAGUUGAAUUAGUUGUCCAUGAUUUUGACUUAUUUACUGCUCGAACAGUUGACGGAGUAAAGUAUUGAAGCCACCAGCAGAAGACUCUGUGUGAAGCUGUCAUUUAUUCCGUCAUUGUUCUUCAAAUGCUGUAGAGUAAUUUACAACUGGAUUUUGAUUGCCACAGCCUACUGGUCAGCCACAAUACUGCAUCCUAAACUGCAUUUCCGGUUAAAAUACGGUGCUCUACACAUUCUAGUAUAUACUGACAGUUUCAUGAAGAAUGAUUUUGUUUCGCUUGGUUCUUUAAAUAUUAACAAAAAUGUGCAAGAAAGGUAAGGAACCACAUGUGAGAAAUGUUUGGCCUAUUUUGAUCAAUAGUUGUAUAAAAAAAAUUCUUUAGAUGCUAUUUAAAAACUUUAUUCACAUGCAGUAGUAUUAGGCCCUGAUACCUUGUUGUAGUACACUUAUCGUGUCUUAAAUGCAGCCCAGAAAAAAACAAUGUACAAAUUAUGAAACCCUAUGAGCCCUCUCGCUGUCAUUAAUUACAAAUUAGUUGCUGAUCCCGUACUUAACGGCAGUCCAACUGUCAGUGAUUAAUAAAUCAAAUCAAACCAAAAAAGUCACUCGAAGUUCUUUAACUGCUAGGUCCUUCGAUGGGAGACGAUCCCAUGUUGUUGGAGUUUAGAACACAAGGGGGCAGCAAAGAUAGUUUUUACAGUAAUGACACGACUUUAUAAUUUUACUAGCUGAUAACAUUUUGAAAAACUGCGGAAAAUACAUAAAAAACAAACAAACAAAAAAUAUGGCUUAUUGUAUAUGGUUUCUUUUUAUAUGAC
Molecule: messenger RNA, 1966 nt
Organism: Cynoglossus semilaevis (tongue sole)
Lineage: Eukaryota; Metazoa; Chordata; Actinopteri; Pleuronectiformes; Cynoglossidae
Gene: anxa5a
Product: annexin A5a
Biological process (GO): negative regulation of coagulation
Cellular component (GO): nucleus; plasma membrane; cytoplasm
Molecular function (GO): phosphatidylserine binding; calcium ion binding; calcium-dependent phospholipid binding
Source: RefSeq, a predicted model, not a curated record